Molecule: messenger RNA, 351 nt
Organism: Rotaria sp. Silwood2
Lineage: Eukaryota; Metazoa; Rotifera; Eurotatoria; Philodinida; Philodinidae
Source: the annotation of a GenBank genome assembly
AUGAUUGUUUAUCGGGGAGAUACAAUAACAAAAGAAAAACUUGAUGAUUACUGUCAAGCAGCUGGAAAUAUCAAUCGAUAUUUUAAAUGGUUGUGUUUUGUAUCAACAUCAAUUGAUAAAGAUAUUGCUGAAAUAUUUGGAACAAAUGUUAUCUAUAAAAUUGAUCUCGGUCGAUAUGAAUGGAAUGAUCAAUUUGUUGAUAUAUCAAAUUUAUCGAAUUAUCCAAGUGAAAAAGAAAUUCUAUUACGACCAGGAGUUCGUUUUCGUGUCGAUCAAGUUGAUAUAGAUGAAAAUACUUCUCGUGCAUAUGUACACAUUCAUGUUCUUCCAUCUUAUAUUUCGACUUUAUAA